CUGGGGCAUCUCCGCCCGCCGCCAUGAAGUCUCCUCCAGCCCAGCGCCCGGCGGGGCAAGCGCCGGGGGAGGACGGCGGGGGCCUGGCGGAGGCGCUGGGCGAGUUCGACGCGGUGCUGGCCGAGUUCUCCUGCCCCGCCGGCCGGCGCCGAUUCUUCUACGGCGAGCACCUGGAGCGCAUGAAGCGGCGGAGCAGCGCCAGCGUCAGCGACAGCAGCGGCCUCAGCGACUCCGAGAGGACUGUCCGCUGCGUCUCCAGAAUCACCUGGACAGAGCGAGCGAGCCAAAACGUGCUUCCCACAACAGGUGCAGAUUCCCUCUACAGAAAUAGUUUCAGUCUCAGUGAUGAAAAGCUGAACUCUUCAACUGCAUCUACUCCAAGCUUGCCAUCCCCUUCAGUAACUCCUUGUAAAGCAAAGCUUGGAGACACAAAAGAACUGGAGGACUUCAUUGCUGAUCUUGACAGGACUCUAGAAAGUAUGUGAAAUGAAUUUUGAGCAUUGUGCUUGCAUGUGAAUGUCCUCUGAAGGAUAAGUGACAUCAAUCAGUGAGAACUGCUGCCCUUGUCUGAUGACUUUGCUCCCCAAGAUAUCCUCUGAACAUAACCUUUGUGAACUCCUACAAGUAUUUAACUGGCAACAUUGGUGGUUUUUAUUUUUUUUUUCACUUUGCAGCAGAUGGAAUAAGAUAACUUAAAUGUUAGAGCUGUAUUUUGCUUUAAAAUAUAGCUUGAAUUUUAAUUUUAAUUUAAAGUUGCUUUUAUGCAAAUAUAUUUGUAAUUUUAUAUAGUUGAAAACUUUAAUGCUUUUUUCCAUUAUAAUAUAUUUUUGUAUGCAAAUAAAUCCUGAGCUGGAAUCCAGAUGUCUGGAAGCUUCCUAUGAACAUUCAAACUCUGAAAUAUAAGUGCAAAUUAAACUCUUAUUGAAAACAGCAUGUUUCAAAAUAUCUUCAUUAUGGUAUAUUUCCUGUUAGGCAAAAUUUGUUAUGCUCGUUUAAUGUGGUUGCUUAAAUAAGAGAGUUUUGUACUCUGUAAAAUUAAUACAAUCAGGAAAAUAAUAAAUUUGGUCAAACUGUUA
This is a messenger RNA of Parus major (Great Tit), 1076 nucleotides long. RefSeq names its product regulator of cell cycle (gene RGCC). NCBI's taxonomy places the organism in Eukaryota, Metazoa, Chordata, Aves, Passeriformes, Paridae. Gene Ontology annotation, molecular function: protein kinase binding; protein kinase activator activity. The transcript is spliced from 6 exons. The record is from RefSeq and is a predicted model, not a curated record. Gene Ontology annotation, biological process: regulation of cell cycle. Gene Ontology annotation, cellular component: cytoplasm. Bases 24 to 485 code for a protein of 153 amino acids.